Molecule: messenger RNA, 570 nt
Organism: Enhydra lutris kenyoni (northern sea otter)
Lineage: Eukaryota; Metazoa; Chordata; Mammalia; Carnivora; Mustelidae
Product: olfactory receptor 6C3-like
Biological process (GO): G protein-coupled receptor signaling pathway
Cellular component (GO): membrane
Molecular function (GO): olfactory receptor activity
Source: RefSeq, a predicted model, not a curated record
AUUGUCAUUUGCAAGCAUCUUCAUUACACCAUGAUCAUGAGCAAAAAAAUAUGCACCCUGUGUGUCUUUGGGUCCUGGCUAGGAGGAUUUCUUACCAUUUUCCUAUCACUCAUGUUCAUCCUCCAGCUAGGUUUCUGUGCUUCCAAUGUAAUUGAUCAUUUCUCUUGUGACUAUUUGCCCAUUUUACAACUCUCAUGCUCAGAGAGUUGAUGGCUUUUAGAGAUGAUUUUUUAUUCUGCUUUUGUCACUCUGCUCUUUACUUUAGCAUUAGUGAUUCUCUCCUACCUGUACAUCCUUAGUAUCCUGAGAAUCCCACCUGCUAGUCGGAAGAAAAGGGUUAUCUCCAAUUACUCCUCUCACUUGAUCAUCAUUUCCAUCUCUUAUGGGAGUUGUAUAUUCAUACAUGUCAAGCCUUCAGCAAAAGAAAGAGCAUCACUGACCAAAGGAGCAGCUAUUCUCAACACCUCAAUUGCCCCCAUGUUGAACCCUUUUAUUUAUACCCUGAGGAACCAGCAAGUAAAACAAGCUUUCAAAAACUUGCUGUAUAAAGUACUGUUUUCUAGAAACUAA